Messenger RNA from Erigeron canadensis, 1129 nucleotides. RefSeq names its product probable BOI-related E3 ubiquitin-protein ligase 2. Lineage: Eukaryota; Viridiplantae; Streptophyta; Magnoliopsida; Asterales; Asteraceae. The record is from RefSeq and is a predicted model, not a curated record. Bases 68 to 1045 code for a protein of 325 amino acids. Gene Ontology annotation, biological process: regulation of programmed cell death. The transcript has 2 exons. Gene Ontology annotation, molecular function: ubiquitin-protein transferase activity.
AGUAUAUAUCUACCUCUCUCCAAACAAACACACACAAUCUCUAAUCUCCAAAUAUCUUAAAAGAAAAAUGGCUGUUGAAGCUGCUAAUCAUCUCACACUUUUCUCUCCCCAAUUCCUUCUCAACAAACACUCACCAAUGGCAAUCAACACCGUCAACAACCAACCAUCAACCACCGUAGUCAACAAUCUCUACAACUGUAAUUAUAUAAAUCCUAUUUCCGCCGCCGCCGAUACUCUACUUCCGAUGUAUUCCGCCGGUUUCACUGAAAAUGAUAGCGGACUUACUUACAGUACUCUUCCGGUUUCUAGAAAACGUUCUCGUGAUUCUGAUUCUUAUUCUUCUAUGUAUCCGUUUUCCAACGGUCCGAUCGCCGGUAACCGGAAUCUAAAUAACUGCCGAUCUCAUUUCACGUUUCUCGGCGAAGAUAUUUCUUCUCAGAUUCAGCAACAGCAGCUGGAAAUCGAUCAAUUCGUGGCUAUUCAUACGGAGAAAGUGCGAGCUGAAAUAGAGGACAGAAGAAAGCGAAAUUCACGGACAAUAAUCGCAGCAUUAGAAGAAAACAUAACACAAAAAUUAAGAGCAAAAGAAGACGAGAUCACAAAAAUGAGGAAACUAAACUACGCAUUAGAAGAGAAAGUGAAAUCCCUAUCAAUAGAAAACCAAAUCUGGCGUGAAGUAGCACAAACAAACGAAGCAACGGCCAAUUCAUUACGUUUCAAUUUAAAACAAGUUCUUGAACAAGUGGUUUACAACGAAUAUAACAAGUCGUCGGGAUGUGAUGCUGACGUGACAGUAUUAUCAGACGACGCUCAGUCGUGCUGCGAAAGUAAUAAUUAUGAAAAUGCGUGCAUGUUACCCGAGCAAGAUAGUGGGAACAGUAAUGAGAGGAGGCUGAUGUGCAAAAGUUGUGGAAAACAAGAGUCAUGUGUGUUGUUGCUGCCUUGUAGGCAUCUUUGCCUUUGUACAGUUUGUGCUUCAUCUGUUGAUACUUGCCUUAUUUGUAAAUCACCUAAAAAUAUCAGUGUUCAUGUUCAUAUGUCCUGAUAUAUUAAUUCAUUUGUAAUUUCUUUUAGAAAAAUUCUUUCAAUAUUAGAAUUAAUAUGAAAUUUGUUAUUUUUUGUUGGUUAA